Messenger RNA from Aspergillus steynii IBT 23096, 509 nucleotides. Its product is annotated as DUF2462 domain-containing protein. Lineage: Eukaryota; Fungi; Ascomycota; Eurotiomycetes; Eurotiales; Aspergillaceae. The coding region runs from base 110 to 382 and encodes 90 amino acids. The record is from RefSeq and is a predicted model, not a curated record. The transcript has 3 exons.
ACUUACUCUGCCUCCAACCCAUACAACGCAGCCCACGUCUCACAUCCCAUUCUGAUACUCCCGUGCUGCUGGCAGUACUUUCAAUCGAACUUCCACCAAAACCGCAAAAAUGGUUCAAGGAUCCCUCAAGAAGGCCAAGACCAACACGGCCUCCACGAAACGGCCCACUGCCCUCGGUCCUAAGCCCGGACCUCGACAGAUUGCGCCCAAGAAGGCUUCGUUGGUCAAGCAGAAGAAAAUCACCAAGAAACUCACUGCCGGUUUGACGGCAAGGACGGAGAGGAGUUUGGCUGAGCGGGCAGGUCAUUUGGAACUGCUGGCUGGUGGAAAGAAGGACAAAAAGAAGGCCGCUGAGAAGGGGAACCAGGGUGCAAAGAAAUAAAGGACAGGAGUUUGGUUGGGACUCCUGUUUGAGGAAUGGGUUGAUCGACGGCAUGUCGAUCAAGGUCGCCAUUUGUUCGCUGAUAUAGUAUACAUUACACUAUGAUUAAUGAAACCAGAAGAUACCC